CACUCCUUCCUCUUCCCCCAACCAAACCCACCACCAAGAACACACCGCACCAACCGGCCUCCCAAAACCCCACGAGGAAUCCCCCCAAUUCGCCCUGCCCCCUCGCAGAUCGCACCAUCGGCGCGCGGUUGCAGACGAUUCGAACCCCAAUCCCCAGCCUCCCAGGCCCUGGCUCUGGUUCCUCGCCAGAAAAAUCGGCUAUUUGAUUGGGGAGCGGAGAUGGGGGAGGGGGUGAAGGCGAUGCUGGCACGGCCGAUCCAGCUGGCCGACGAGGUCGCCAAGCAGUGCGCGGCCGCACGGAGCUUCCGCGCCGAGUGCGCCGAGCUCAAGGCGCGCGCCGACAAGCUGGCCGCGCUGCUGCGGCAGGCGGCGCGGGCGCCGGACCUCUACGACCGCCCCGCUGCCCGGAUAAUGGCGGGGGGCGCCACGGCGCUUUCCAGGGCCUCCGCCCUCGCCGCCCGGUGCGCGCGGGGCCACCCGCGGCUCCGCAGCCUCUUCACGCUCAGCCCCGCCGCCGGGUUCCCGCGGGCCAUCGCGGCGCUCGACACGGCCCUCGAGGACGUCGCGUGGCUGCUCCGCAUCUCCUCGCCCGGCGCCGCCGGGGACGGCGGCGACGACUCGCUCCUCGGCCUCCCCAACAUAGCGCAGAACGAGCCCAUACUCUUCUUCAUCUGGGACCACGUCGCGCGCCUGCACACGGGCUCCCCCGCCGCCCGCGCCGACUCCGCCGCCAACCUCGCCUCGCUCGCCCGCGACAGCCAGCACUUCGCCAAGCUCAUCAUCGAGGAGGAUGGCGUGCCGCCACUCCUCAAGCUGCUCAAGGACGGCACCGACGAGGGUCAGGAAGCUGCCGCACGCGCCCUGGGUCUGCUCGGAUGCGACGCCGAGAGCGUCGACAAGCUCGUGCAGGCGGGGGUGUGCUCCUCUUUCGCAGCCGCGCUCAAGGACCCGCCCAUGCGCGUGCAGGCUGCGGUGGCGGAGGCCAUCGCUGCCCUUGCCGACCGGAGCUCCACGUGCCAGGACCUCUUCGCUCAGAACAACACUGUGCGGUACCUUGUAGGCCACCUUGCCUCCGGGACCAUCCAGGAGCACAGCAGGUACUCUGUUGGCUCCAACAGCUCCAAGAACAGCACAACUGCACCACAGCAGCCCAUGAAGUCGCUCCACUCUGUGGUACUUGCCAAGACGCAUAGCAUGCGCCACACCGGUGGUGAUCGUGACACCGCAAUUCACACUGAUGAGCCGCCGAGGAUGUCCAACGGAGGCGAUCAUGACGCGAUAAGGAAUCCCCAUAUGCAGUCGGUGGUGCACUCAGCUAUGGCUGCCAAAACAAACACAAACGGCUCAUUUGUUCCACCGUUCAGGCCUCAGCUUGGAACUAGUGGCUCCAGUGGCCGUGGUGCUCGUGAGGUGGAGGAUCCUGAGAUCAAGGCACAUUUGAAGGCCAUGGCUGCGAAAGCAUUGUGGAAACUGGCCUAUAACCAUUUGGGUGUCUGCAAGAGCAUUACAGAGUCUCGUGCGCUGCUGUGCUUUGCUGUACUUCUUGAGAAGGGUGAUGGAGAUAUGGGCACUGAAGUACAGUUCUUCUCGGCAAUGGCAAUCAUGGAAAUUGCACGUGUUGCUGAGCAUAGCCUUGUUCUGCGGCAGUCGGCUUUCAAGCCCAGCUCCCCAGCAGCUAAGGCUGUGGUUGAUCAGCUGCUCCGCGUCGUCCGCAAUGGUGAAUAUGAUGUGUUGCUCCUCCCAUGUAUCACCGCCCUUGGCUGCCUUGCACGUACCUUCACAGCUAGUGAAACUAGGGUCAUCGCCCCUCUUGUGCAGCUUCUUGAUGAGCGUGAGCCACCAGUUACCAAGGAAGCAGUGGUCGCACUCACUAAGUUUGCAUGCUCUGAGAACCACCUACAUGUGAACCACUGCAAGGCCAUUGUCGAUGAUGGUGGUGCUUGUCACCUUGUCCAGCUUGUCUACCUUGGUGACGAAAUUCAGAUUGAGGCACUGAUACUACUCUGUUAUAUUGCACUGUAUGUGCCUGAGAGCGAGGAGCUCGCGCAGGCUGGGGUGCUCGCUGUGCUUCUCUGGGCUUCAAAGCAGGCUCACAUGGUGCAGGACACACGUGUUGAGGUGCUACUGCCAGAUGCCAAGUCGAGGCUAGAGUUGUUCCAGUCCAGGGCCUCCAGAUGAUGUUGGGAACAGGAUCACUGGACAUUGUUUCAACUGUGUGCGGGCAAACAUGUUAGCGUCGGUUCCUACAGGUCCCAAGUCGCCAAGCCGAGCUACUCACCACAGCCUGCAGGUACUGUGACACCGCACUGUUUGGUUACGUAGAACACCUUCUCCAUGCUUAAUUUCUCCUUGGCGUCGCGGGAGCCCAGGUAGUCGCAGACACAGGACUCAUGUGCAUCUGCGUCCUGCACCGUUCUGCAGCAGGCGGACGACGGCUUCUGCUUGGGCCCCUGCUUCUGGACGUACUGCUUGCAGUUGUGCCACAGUGCGUCGAUGUCAUUCUGGCAGGCUGGGAGUUUGUAAGGAGAUGGUGGACCUGAAACUGCUGCUGCAGCGGCAAGGAGGAGGAGCAGCGUCGCGGCCAGGAGGCCAGCAGAGCGCAUCUGGGCCAUAUCUUGGUGUGGUCUUUGGUGAACUGGAACUUCACCAAUUGGAUUGUGUUUUUGUUGUUGCAAUAAUGUUGUGCGUUUGAGAACUGGAUGGUAGUUGGUAUUUAUAUAGUAUCUGCCGCUUGGAGUUUGGGGUUUCGUUCCCAAAGGUUGGUUUGAUCGAUUGGGGUUCCGGGGUUGCUGUGAUUCUGUGAACUAUGCAAUACUAUUUCCGUGAGCUGUUUUCAAGCUGCGUGUUUUGCUCAA
This is a messenger RNA of Panicum virgatum (switchgrass), 2855 nucleotides long. RefSeq lists its product as uncharacterized. Gene Ontology annotation, molecular function: protein binding. Gene Ontology annotation, biological process: cell surface receptor signaling pathway. The coding region runs from base 220 to 2178 and encodes 652 amino acids. Lineage: Eukaryota; Viridiplantae; Streptophyta; Magnoliopsida; Poales; Poaceae. The transcript is spliced from 2 exons. The record is from RefSeq and is a predicted model, not a curated record.